Striga hermonthica is the source of this 636-nucleotide messenger RNA. The record is from the annotation of a GenBank genome assembly. NCBI's taxonomy places the organism in Eukaryota, Viridiplantae, Streptophyta, Magnoliopsida, Lamiales, Orobanchaceae.
AUGGCAUCAAUUAUCAAUUUGCAGAAACGGGCCUUGGAAUUUUCCUUCCUCAUCAAGAAUUCUGACGCCCAUUUCGUAUUUGCUCGUCACUUUAGUCGCAGCUUGAGGAAGGCUGAGUUUUUCUACACUUCUCUUCUCGAUAAAUCCACCCACAAAUUCAAUCUCACCCAAAUCCACAGCCAAUUACACGGACACGGGUUGCAGGGAAAUGGUUUCAUUAUUACUAAACUCAUCAUAGCAAGUGCGGGUUUUGGAGAAAUUAGCUACGUGCGCCAGGUGUUCGAUGAAUUUCCUAACCGGUAUGUAUUCCUGUGGAAUGCAAUUCUCAGAGGAUACUCUAUGCAUAACAUGAUUGAAAAAGUUAUUGAAGUGUAUUUUCGAAUGCAGCAUGCUUCUGUGAGCCCAAAUGCGUCUACAUUCCCGUAUGUACUUAAAGCUUGUGGUUGCCUUACUGCCUUGAGCUAUGGCCGGGCAGUCCAUGCACAAAUUUGCAGGCUUGGGUUGGGAGACGAUACAUUCUUGCAAAAUGGGUUGCUUUCGUUUUAUCUGAAGUGUGAGGAACAUGAUCGUGGCCGGGUUGUUUUUGAUCGUAUGAGUGUUAGGACUGUUGUCUCUUGGACUUCGAUUAUCACAUGA